Anoplophora glabripennis (Asian longhorned beetle) is the source of this 1239-nucleotide messenger RNA. Its product is annotated as gustatory receptor for sugar taste 64f-like. Gene Ontology annotation, cellular component: membrane. The transcript has 8 exons. Gene Ontology annotation, biological process: detection of chemical stimulus involved in sensory perception of taste; sensory perception of chemical stimulus. Gene Ontology annotation, molecular function: taste receptor activity. Bases 1 to 1239 code for a protein of 412 amino acids. The record is from RefSeq and is a predicted model, not a curated record. Lineage: Eukaryota; Metazoa; Arthropoda; Insecta; Coleoptera; Cerambycidae.
AUGGUGUAUGUAAUUCCACAAGAAAACGUAUUUAACGUCAACAUAAAACCCAAAUAUGUGAAGGAGAGCCGAGAAAAUAUACUUAACUCUUUGAAGUUCUUUGUUAUAUGUUCCCAGUUCUUGGGAAUUUUGCCUGUGGAAAACAUUACAGUUCCAAAUAAACUACGGUUUCGAUGGAAGAGUUGGAAAGUUCUUUAUACUCUGUUAUUUAUUGGAAUGACGAGUUUUGCAUCGACUUUAUGUUUGUUGGAUUGGUUUUAUGCUGGAUACGUCUUUAAUUCACUAGGUAUAACUAUAUUCUAUUCAUCGGCAUUGGUGACUCUAAUACUGUAUGUAGAUCUAGCUCGUUCUUGGCCCAAAUUAAUGACGUUAUGGUGUAGGAUCGAUAAAAUUAUGAAUAAUUCUUAUGGAUAUCCAAAAUCACUAAAUAGAAGGUUCUAUAUAGUAUCAAUAACAUAUUCGAUACUGGCUUUAGGUCAUUUUUUAAUAAAUACAGUAUAUAAAUCCCUUUCCAUUAAAGAGAGCACUGGAAAUGAGUACAAUUUUAAUAAAUAUUAUUUCAAAUCGUUUCCUCAGAUGUUCAGAUUUAUCCCUUUCAGUGCCGUGUCAGCUACUUUUUGCUUUAUAGUACACAUACACGGCUUUUUAACAUGGCUGACAAAUGAUUUGUUCAUAAUUUUGAUCAGCAUUGCUUUGGCUCUCAGAUUUAAACAAAUUUCCGAACGACUUGUCCGCAACCAGAGAACAUUUCAGAACAAAAGUCUUCAUUUCUGGAAAGAAAUUCGGGAGGAUUAUGACAGAUUAAGUCUGCUGUGUAAAGAACUGGAUAAACAUUUAUCAUACAUGAUAUUGCUAUCUUUUUCCAUGAAUAUAUUUUUUCUUCUUGUGAAGCUGUAUAAUAGUCUAGAGGGUUUUGCGGAUGUUAGUGGACAAGUAUAUUUUGUAUAUUCUUUCAUGUAUCUAAUCAUAAAAAUUGUGUCUGUUUCUCUAUAUGCUGCUUGGAUAAACGAUGAAAGUGUUGGUCCUGCCAGUAUUCUAAAUUCUGUACCUGCCUCCUCAUAUAAUAUAGAGAUUCGACGACUUCUAACGCAAAUAAGUUUUGAUAAUGUUGCAUUAACCGGCUGCAGAAUGUUUAAAGUUACCAGGGGAAUCAUUCUUAGCAUUGCUGGAGCUGUAGUAACUUAUGAAUUAGUUUUAAUACAGUUCAACGCUGCUACUGGACUGAAUACAACUGAAUAA